Messenger RNA from Triticum dicoccoides, 1527 nucleotides. Its product is annotated as F-box protein At5g07610-like. The coding region runs from base 1 to 1527 and encodes 508 amino acids. Gene Ontology annotation, molecular function: protein binding. NCBI's taxonomy places the organism in Eukaryota, Viridiplantae, Streptophyta, Magnoliopsida, Poales, Poaceae. The transcript has 3 exons. The record is from RefSeq and is a predicted model, not a curated record.
AUGGCCUCGAAUCCGGUCGUGCUACCCAGCGACGUCCUCGCGGAGGUCCUCCGGCGCCUCGUGCCGCACACCCUAGCCGCGGCCCGGCUGGUCUGCAGAGCAUGGCGCGACACCGUCGACGCCCGCCUGCGUGGCCACCUGCUCUCGCACUCGGUGCGCGGGAUCUUCAUCAACUUCACCCGGCUUAGAUUCUCAGAGUUCUUCUCCCGUCCCAUGACUGGUCCGGCGAUCUCUGGAGGGCUCGACUUCUUGCCCUGCAUGGGCGUCACGGUCACGGACCAUUGCAACGGGCUAUUGCUUUGCCGGGGUCUGAGACACGAGUGUGACGAUGCACUGCCGCGCGAUUAUGUCGUGAACCCGGCGACGCGUCGGUGGGCACGCCUGCCCCAACGUCCUGGGUCAAACGUGUUGGGAUUCGAUCAAAGUGCCUACCUCGUGUUCGAACCGACCAUGUCGACACACUAUCAGGUAUUUUUGGUUCCAUGUGUGCUAGCUGCCGGUGAAUCGCACAGCGACCAUGAUGAUGCGUUGCUUGAACCGGAGUGGCCUCCGGACUUAUAUGUCAUCCAUGUGUUCUCAUCGGCGACUCAGCAGUGGGACAAGAGGAUCUUCGUUCGAGAAGGGGAGGCUGCAGGGCUCGUCCGCAACAUGCAUUCGGAUUUGUGGUAUAACCUAUAUCAUUAUCAUGCCGUCUACUCGCGAAGCACGCUCUACAUCCAUUGCGAGCAUGGCUAUCUCAUGAGAAUGUGUUUGUCAGAUGACACAUACAGAGUAAUUAAACUACCAGGUGUCAGUGAACUUCCACUAAAAGGAUAUCCUGAGCACCAUUUGGGUAGAUCACUGAGAGGGGUGUAUUGUGCAGUAUCUCAUAAGAGGAGUCCGCUUCUUCAGGUUUGGCAUCUCAAUGAAUCGUGCAGUCAAAUAGAGUGGGUGCUAAACCAUGAUACCACUCUUAAGACCUUUGAACAUGAGGACUAUGCUCAACAAAUGGGUAGACAAUGGAUCUUACAUGAUGUUAACUACUGUAAGUCGUUGCCUGAGUUGGAAGAGAAAUAUGAAUGGAACUCCGACGAGGAUAACAUUCUUGACAGUGAAUAUGAUGUUGAAGAGGAUAACGUUCUUGAAGAGGGAUAUGAAGGAAAUUAUUAUUUCCUUGGGUUUCAUCCUUAUAAAGAGAUUGUCUUCUUAAUUUCAUCAAGGAGAAAAACAAGAGUAUUGGCAUAUGAUCGCAACAGCUCGAAAUGUCAAGACAUGGGCAAUGUGUGUUCAGCAUAUUACAACCCGGUCUGCGGACUACCAUUUGGGGAGAUGGACUCAGCUUUCCCGUAUACGCCUUGUUGGAUAGGCGUGUUUCCUGGAAACGAAUUAGAAUCGCUAUUUGAAGAUAAGGAGCUUCAUAGGAAAAAGUCGGAAUUGGAAGAGGAAUCCAACCUUUCAUGCAUGGCCGUGUACGAGAUGCGCAAGUUCUGUGGGCGCGCCCAGAGGUUCAAGGACUCUACCACCAAGAUUGGUCGCAGACGGCACUAG